AUGACACUGAGAACCCCCUCUAUACCGGACGAUGAGAAGAGCAGCUUGCAGAUACAACAUGGAGAGGUCGAGGAUGCAGCGAUCGUAGCUGCACUACAAGGCUAUGUGCCAGGUACCGCGGAAGAGAAACGUUUGGUACGAAAGAUUGACUUCGUAUUGCUUCCAAUCCUUUGGUGGAUGUACAUCCUUGCGCAUCUCGACAGGAGCAACAUCGCCAAUGCCAACGCGGCGGGUAUGAGCGAGGAUCUUGGACUCUCUGAUAACCAGUAUGCAAUGCUCGUAUCACUCUUCUUUGUGGCAUACGUCAUCUUCGAGGUUCCUUCGAACAUGAUACUGAUGAAGGUGAAGCCUUCGAUCUAUUUAUCCACGAUCGUGUGGGUUUGGGGUUGCGUUGUUCUCGGGAUGUCACAAACCAAAAGCGCGACAGGUUUGCUUAUUGGACGCUUCUUCCUCGGAGCAAUCGAGGCGGGGUUGUAUCCAGGCGCGCUGUUCAUCCUUACCUGCUGGUACACGAAGAAAGAAGUCGGCAAGCGCUUUUGCAUUUUUUACACGUCGGGCUGCGUGUCUCCCGCACUGGGUGGCAUCAUGGCAGGCGCGGUAAUAUCUAGCCUGGACGGCGCUCGUGGGAUUUCGGGCUGGCGUUGGUUGCUCGUCAUAGAGUCCGCAAUUACGAUUGUCUGUGGUUUCGGGUUGUAUUUCGUUCUUCCCAACUGGCCGAUUGACUCCAAGAUGUUGUCCCCGGAACAGCGCCUUCUUGCUCAUGUCCGCAUUCUCCGCGAUCGGGACGAGUCGUGGGAUACCGAAGAAAAGGCCCUUACGCCACUACAGGCGUUCCUCGCAGUGAUCAGAGAUGGUCGAACCUAUCUUUUUCUGAUCAUCUACACGGCGAAUUGUUUGGCGUUGACCGUGUCUUACUUCAUUCCAACCAUGCUCAGAGGAAUGGGUUAUACGAGCACUAGUGCCCAGUGGAUGACGGUACCCAUUUGGAGUUGCGGCGCGGUAUUUCAGCUCUUUUGGUCAUGGACUUCGGACAAGACACAAGACCGAAGAUGGCACAAUGCUGGCCUGCUUGGGUUUGCUGGAAUCGCUGCACUAGUAGCUCUCCUCGUCAGCAAUAAUGCGGUCAAGUAUGCUAUGUUGUGUGUCCAGACCGGCGCAAUGUACACAACAAUACCUCUGAUUCUCAACUGGACCAGCGAAGUUCUGUCUCAGCCAACACGUAAGCGAUCUAUAGCUAUCGCGUUGGUGAACUCAUUUGGUCACACGAGCUACAUCUACGGAAGCUUCCUGUGGCCCAGCGCCGAGGGGCCACGUAACCUAAAGGGAUUUGCCGUGUCGACUGCCGUCUUGUUCCUCGGCGUCUUGAUAGCUGCAUUGAUGCCAGUGAUCGCGAGUUACCUACCAAAGCCGCAGCCUGACGUAAUGCUGCAUGGACAAGAGUUGUUUGUUGCUGGCGAGGAGAAGCUCGAGAAGCAGGACAAAUGAUCUUGUCGUACAAGAGCGACGAGAAUGCAGGAAGAUGUAUACGAUGCAAGAAUAACCGAGUGACGCAAAAGUGAGGCCGCGAUCGUGGAAGGGAGAUUCGAUGGGCCAGGGUCAGGUACGUACCGAGGUCCCGGCUUCUGCGCGGAAGGCGCGAUGUAGAUCCGCGCCCCAAACCGGUAAAGUCUGUUUUCUCCUGAUCUAGACGUCCUUUCCUGCAUUCUGCAGGCUUACUCAACGACCGUGGGCGUCGCGCUGUCGCAAAGUUCGUAUUUGAACCUUGCGAAUAACAUUGGCUUCAUCUUAUUGUUGCAUCUUGUGUUCAGACGUAUCACUUACGAGGAUCAUGCCCAUCACGCGCUGAAUUGACACGACCUCAACGAGCGUCCGUACAACGCACGGCAAUACUAUUGAGAAUCGUCUCCAUCACCCUAAUCUGCUUGCUUUUGUUUACGUUGGCUUGAACCCGUAGCCCAAGAUUACCC
Molecule: messenger RNA, 1967 nt
Organism: Alternaria alternata
Lineage: Eukaryota; Fungi; Ascomycota; Dothideomycetes; Pleosporales; Pleosporaceae
Product: MFS general substrate transporter
Exons: 6
Coding region: 1-1485 (494 amino acids)
Biological process (GO): transmembrane transport
Cellular component (GO): membrane
Molecular function (GO): transmembrane transporter activity
Source: RefSeq, a predicted model, not a curated record